Messenger RNA from Neoarius graeffei (lesser salmon catfish), 2012 nucleotides. Its product is annotated as homeobox protein Hox-C9a-like. The record is from RefSeq and is a predicted model, not a curated record. Gene Ontology annotation, cellular component: nucleus. Gene Ontology annotation, molecular function: RNA polymerase II cis-regulatory region sequence-specific DNA binding; DNA-binding transcription factor activity, RNA polymerase II-specific. The transcript is spliced from 2 exons. Lineage: Eukaryota; Metazoa; Chordata; Actinopteri; Siluriformes; Ariidae. Gene Ontology annotation, biological process: embryonic skeletal system morphogenesis; anterior/posterior pattern specification; DNA-templated transcription. Bases 54 to 755 code for a protein of 233 amino acids.
ACCUGUCUUGACUGUAUCACUAAACACAGACAUUACACUCCGUAUUAAUGUGAAUGUGUGUUCAGGAGCCUGAGAACGUCGUCAUGAUGUCGGCCAACUAUUUUGUGGAUUCACUGAUAAACACUGAGCCUCAGGAGGUGCUCAGUGCCAGCGCGCAUUUCACAGACGUAUGUUCAUCGCCAUUUUUAUCUGCAGACUGUUCACACCUUUCUUGCAGUUUUGCAUCCAAAAAUGCUGUCUUCACCUCUCUGUGGGAUCCUCUAUAUUCACAAAAACCCGUGUUUUAUGCCAAACAUCCGGGCAUCGAGGCAGACUCGAGGUUUUUACAGCCGUGGAUUGAACCUGCAGUGAGCAGAAAUUACGAGCUGAAAACUGAUGACUUCUCAGGCAGGAAACAGAAGGAGAAUUCGGGUUAUUUCUAUAAACCAUCGACUCCUUCAAAGACUCACAUCAACUCUUCUGCACUCAUCUCGGGAAAGACUGAAGAAGACAAACCCGAGUUAGAUCCCAAUAACCCCGCGGUCAGUUGGAUAAAUGCAAAGUCGACAAGAAAGAAACGUUGUCCUUACACUAAACAUCAGAUUUUAGAGCUGGAAAAGGAAUUUCUGUUCAACAUGUACCUGACCCGGGACCGGCGGUACGAAGUGGCACGUGACCUCAGUCUCACGGAGCGGCAGGUCAAAAUCUGGUUUCAGAACCGACGCAUGAAAAUGAAGAAAAUGAACACGGACAUGACCCAAGGCAACAAGCAGUGACUAAUUAGCUCAUAGUUUUUGGACAAAUGUUUAAUUAGAUUAUAUAUUUUCCACGAAUUGUUGUUUAUUGUGAUGGUAAAUACAUCACAUGUCGUCAUCCAAAAUAAUAAAUGUAACAUAAUAUUAACUUUAAACAUUAAGGUCGAGUUUUAAAUGAGUUUCAUUAUUAGUUUCUACCUUUGAGCGCUUUAAUCCUGAUGAUGAUCAUGAUGAUGAUGAUGAUGAUGAUGAUGAUGAUGAUCUUGCCUUAGCAGUAUUUUUCUCCUUCUGUUUGCCUUUUUUAUUGGUCACUGACAGUCCUUUACUGAAGUAGCAUCUGUGUUCGCUUACAAAGUGAAAUAUUUCUUACAUCAUUCACAAUUUUGCAUAAAAAUAUACUAUUCUGCUGAUGAGAAAAGCAAAUGGAGUGAACCUGAAUCCCUGCAGCCUUUUUAUUAAAAAAAAAAAAACAGCUGGGAUUUUGUUUUACAUCUUUGACUGAUCUUUUUUUCUUCUUUGUCUUCUUCUGUUUCUCCAGUCCUCUUUCUAUAAAAAUAUGAGGGGAAGUUCACGUUACACUGCACUCAUUAUUGCCUAGCAGAAGAAAUAUCUCUGAAAUAAUUAGAAAUGCGAGCAGUGUUAGUGUCAUGGUGAAAGUGAAGCCUCAUCAUUUUAUCUUGUUUUACACUUACUAAGAUUAAAAAAAAAACCAAGGGAUGUAUCGUGAUUCUCUUCCCAUCUGUAAAUAUAAAACGCACAUGUGGGGGAAUGUUCCUGAGGCCUGCAUGAUAAAAGGUUCAGAUUCAGAUGUUUGAGAUCUACAUGUAGACUAGAUAAUGAUUUCUAAUCGGAUAUAGUCACUCCUGUGCGUUUUCUCUUUUGUUGUGAGAUGUUUUCUAAUCCAGGAAGAAGAAAAAAACAGCAAGGAGAAAUGUCCUUAUUUUUCUGACUGCACCACAAACACUUAUGGCAGGAUGUGAAGAGAUUUUAAGGCUCUAUCUAGUCCGAGGCUUGUGUUCGGAGCAAUGCAGCUUUACGACCCAGAUUCGGAAGCGCUGUUUGUCUCGGGGGGGUCAAACAAAACAAACCACAACGGAACUGGCUAGACGUCUGGCCUAAAUGACUUUAUUGUUUUUAUUGGAGGCGACGCUGAGGCUUGUUACAAAGGGGUUAUUACACUUGUUUUUGGUCCACGACAAACGCGUCCACCCUGUUUUCCUUUAUCACAUUCCUCAUUCAGUAGGGAAGAGGGUCCAAGCGCCUGAAUUUCAGCCUUCA